AUGCAAAUUCUAACAGUUGUGAUGAUAGCAGUUUCAAUCAUAUGCUUGUUGGCUCUGAUUUUGAUGCACUGCGUGUUUUCAUCCCUACGGACAUUGCACGGAAAAAAUUUAAUGGCAUUUUCAACUUCCCUUCUUACAGCACAGAUCCUGUUUCUACUUGCCUCGUACAUUGCAGGAACAUUAUGUGUGAUUAUAGCGAUAUCCCAGCAUUACUUCUGGCUGUGUUCUUUCAUGUGGACCAGUGUAAUGGCAUUUGACUUGGCCAGUAAAUUUGGCGCAAAAACUAUGAUGACUUAUAAAACUUCUACAUUUCAUUUCAGAAAGACAUUUAUUGUGGCACAUGGCUUACCAUUGAUACUGGUUGUCAGCUGUGUCGUUGUCGACAGCAUCAGCAGUACUCGCGACACCGUUGGUUACGGAACUGGUAGUGGCGGCUAUUGCUGGAUCGAAAACCCGAUGGUAUCGUUAUUUGUAUUUGGUAUACCAAUUGCCUUGUGUCUGAUCUUUAAUAUGAUUUGUUUUGGUAUAUCUCUACAUGGUCUUCAUGGAACAAAACUAAGUGCAAAAACCGUGAGAAGCAAAAAGCAAGAAAGAAAUUACUGUAUAAUAUACACGAAGAUAUCAAUAUUGUUGGGAGGCACGUGGAUCUUUGGCUUCCUUAGUGCAGUCAUCAACAUCAAACCCAUUCUUUACAUGAAUAUUUGCCUCAAUGGACUUCAGGGCUUCUUCCUUUUUCUGGGUUUUAUCUUGAAUGCAAGAGUUAUACGCAUGUUUCGAAAACAGAGAAUGACCACUUCGUCAACAAUAUCACUACCAUCGAGUGGAUUGACAGACAUAACUCGGUCUGGUCCAUCAAUGACUACAGAUCAACGUUUUUAGAAACCUCUAAAACGGCUCAGCCAAUAACUUUCUCUUACAGUGUAUAUAUUGACUGGAAUUACGUGAUAUGUGUGUCUAGACUGAUUCAUGUUGUCAGUACAGUGAUUUAAGCACUCUCAAAUUGACUUAAAUUCAUAUAUUUUCCCAAAAAUACCACAAAAACGUCUAUGUGAGCCAAGAAGGGAUCUUGGCGUCCACCAUUAAGUGGUCUUUUAUCUCCCCCAGAUGUAAAAAAAAAAACGUGUAUUCCCUUGGUUGGGGUUCAUCAGUCCACUGUAAAUAUCAGGGUUACUGAUUAAAACAUUUUAUUUAUCAUGAAUAUGCAACUUAUAUGAAGCCUUUUCUCAGGGUUACUGUCUUUCAAGUUAUUGUGUGCUCUUAUAUGCUAUUAAACCUA
Messenger RNA from Pecten maximus, 1276 nucleotides. Its product is annotated as latrophilin receptor-like protein A. Gene Ontology annotation, cellular component: membrane. NCBI's taxonomy places the organism in Eukaryota, Metazoa, Mollusca, Bivalvia, Pectinida, Pectinidae. Bases 1 to 879 code for a protein of 292 amino acids. The transcript has a single exon. Gene Ontology annotation, biological process: cell surface receptor signaling pathway; G protein-coupled receptor signaling pathway. Gene Ontology annotation, molecular function: G protein-coupled receptor activity. The record is from RefSeq and is a predicted model, not a curated record.